UUUAAACGCGCGGCUGACGUCACUAAACUUUUUAAGCAGCCGGAGUGAGCGGAGUAGAGCAGUCAGGCGGAGGGCGGCGCGGAGCAGAUGCCUGCCGGCUGCCUCUGUUCAGCGCGGAGCGACGGCAGAACGGCGUCUUUUGCUGUGGAUCCCCUCAGAACAGUCCAUCUUCACGAUGAACAGAGCCUUCAGCAGGAGGAAGGAUAAACCCAUCAUGCACAACCCUGAGGCCCUGGUGAAGUACCAUGUAGCGUACAGUGCUAAGUUUUUAGGAAUCACAGAAGUUGACCAACCGAAAGGAACAGAUGUUGUUCGCAUAGCCGUGAGGAAGCUGAAGUUUCAAAGGCAUAUCAAAAAGUCGGAAGGCCAGAAGAUUCCCAAAGUUGAACUGCAGAUAUCCAUAUAUGGAGUGAGAAUAUUGGAUCCAAAAACAAAGGAGAUACAGCACAACUGCCAGCUGCACAGGAUGUCCUUCUGCGCUGAUGAUAAAACAGACAAAAGAAUCUUCACUUACAUCUGCACUGAGCCAGAGACCAAGAGGCACCUGUGCUACGUGUUUGACAGCGACAAAUGUGCAGAAGAGAUCACUGUGGCCAUUGGUCAGGCGUUUGACCUGGCCUAUAAAAAGUUCCUGGAGUCUGGCGGGAAGGAUGUGGAGACAAGAAAACAGAUAGGCAACUUACAAAAACGGAUUCAGGAUUUGGAAAUGGAGAAUUCAAAGCUGAAAAAGCAGCUUCAGGACCUGGAAGACCAGCUGACCAGCACUCAGUCAUCACCAUUGCAUGUAAACUCCACUAAUGAAGCCCACACGCUGCAGAGGCCCUCUGCCCUCUUCUGCUGGGCUGAUGACGUCACCUCGCUCUGCUCUCUAGACAUUUCCUCUGUCACACUAACGCCUGCCAGUUCACCUGAUUCCAACCAAUCAGCAGGCCUGCUCACUCCACCUCCUGCUAAACCCGCCCACUUUCAGCCAGCCAGUGAUUGCAGUGUUCCUCGGCCUCGAGCUGGAAGCAUCCCAGCGAGAGCGUCCUCUACAGACAUAUUUGACAUGGUGCCAUUCACACCAGCAUCUUCCUUGUCAAGAAUACCAAACGGUAACGGGACCCCACCUCUCCCUCCACUGUCUCCCAAAGAGAAAGGUAUAGAUCUGUUUGGAGCUGUGCCCUUUGACCCCUUCAUCUGUGGCCUUGCUGACUAUACCCCAGAUAUCCAGUCCAAGCUGGAUGAGAUGCAGCGGCAAAGAUGGAGGGGUUCAAAAUGGGUCUGACUUUGGAGGGCACUGUUUUUUCCCCGGAUCAAGUGGACAGUCGAUGCUGAUGUCAACGACCGUUUCUGUGGGUUUCUAAACUCUAAACAGUGUCUGAGCAGUAUUUCUAUUUACAUUUUGCAUUGGGUGAGAAGUGAAACUUGGAGCUGUGGAACAGGCUGUACAGGUUGUUUCUAUUUUUAUAUUGUACAAAAUCAGUCUAUAGAUAUUUGACAGCUUUACUGAAGAUCACAGAUUAUCUGUAUGUCAUGACUGAGGAAGUGCUGCGAGGAGACGGUCAUAAACUGUGUUUUUAGAUAUUUGUCUCAUUGAAAACACUGUUAACAUACAUCCACCGUGUCAAUACAUGUUCAUCAGUAGUGGUUAUAAGACACUGAUCAAUAGUGGAAGUUUGCUUUAGAUAAAUAGAUAUAUUUUCCUUUGUCUUUUCCACAGGAAUGUUUGCAUUUUCUACAGUUGACUCUCAAAUACACAAACUAAUCCACCUUUAUCAUCAACAUUUGUGUGAAUACGGUAUUUAUGCAAAAUAGCCAGUAUUUACUUUAUGAUGUGCUCAGUAUUGCGUUUGGUAAAUAAAGGAAAACUCACUGAA
Pygocentrus nattereri (red-bellied piranha) is the source of this 1859-nucleotide messenger RNA. RefSeq names its product GULP PTB domain containing engulfment adaptor 1b (gene gulp1b). The record is from RefSeq and is a predicted model, not a curated record. Lineage: Eukaryota; Metazoa; Chordata; Actinopteri; Characiformes; Serrasalmidae. The transcript has 13 exons. Bases 176 to 1267 code for a protein of 363 amino acids.